Molecule: messenger RNA, 2373 nt
Organism: Lineus longissimus
Lineage: Eukaryota; Metazoa; Nemertea; Pilidiophora; Heteronemertea; Lineidae
Product: transmembrane protein 98-like
Exons: 5
Coding region: 173-886 (237 amino acids)
Cellular component (GO): endoplasmic reticulum
Source: RefSeq, a predicted model, not a curated record
CCAAAUCGAACUGACAAGUUGGGGAAACGUUUCACUUGUCAACACUUUCAAUGACAACUUCGUAUUAACUGGUACCCACCGUUGCAUGUAGCUCUUAUUUCAUGAAACAGACUUUUACUUUAUAAAAUGGUUGUAACAUUUGAUUCUUCAUCGAUGAUAACACGUUAAAAAGAUGGAAAUCGUGGUUGCUGUUGCAAUAGGUGUCCUGACAACAGUGUUCGUCGGGUCACUGGUUGUACUGAUUGUGGUUCUCAAGCACAAAUACUGUCGCAAGAAGGACUUGAUCAGCGCCAUGCAGCAGGAGACAAGGCCAGAUGUUCAGCUUGUUGGGGCGAUGGAGGUCGUACCAGAUGGCGAGGUGGAGAUGGAUGAUGUUCGUAUCACACCGCCUCAGUGGGAGGAGAUAUUGAAGGAUGAAAACUGGGUUGAUGAUGCCACGGGAAUUGUUCCGCACUGCAUCGACAUUCUCAAGAUCUGCCACCUCCUGACCGAGAAGCUGGUCGCCAUCACGAUGCGCCAGUCCAGCCAGCUACGCUCACCGGAGACGCUCAUCAACAUCAUUGAGGUGGCCAAGCGCAUCAGUCCUCGUGUUGAUGACGUGGUUAUUUCUAUGUACCCACCUAUGGAUCCGAAAUUACUCGAGGCCAGGUGUACUGCUUUGGUGUUGUCAGUGAGCCACCUUGCCCUGGUCACCAAGAAUGCUUGCCAACUAUCUGGUGUGACUGAUUGGAUUGAUAAAUCUCUGGCUGAUGUUGAGGGACACUUAAAGUUUCUGCGGGAAGCUCGUGUGAGACAUGAUGCAGAUGUGUGGACGGCACCAUCCUCGGGAGGAGACGGGCAGCAGUCACCCGGUGAUAGACAAGAUGUCAUGGACAUCAGAAUGUGAAAAUCAAUUUCCAUUUUAGGCAGUGCAAGUGACCUGCAAAAACAAUGUUCUUCAUCGAAAACUUUUGUUCUGGAAUGAUAUUUUUGGUGUGUCCAGGAUUUCAUUAUUCCCAAGCAUGUGUCAACGGUUCAAAAGCGUUGGUGCAUUCUGCAGAGAAAACGCGGUCGAAAUCAAGAGAAAAUACAUAAUUAGUGCUUCUUAGUUUUAUAGCAGUAUCUGAGGGGCCUUUCAUUUAGUACUUGCCCAACAAGGAAGGGGCAUUUGUCAAGAUGAGGUCUACUUUGUGUGCAGGUUCAGGUGUGAGUGUUUUGGGAUGAAAAUACGACAUGAACUUCUUGUUGUCCAUAACAUGACACUAAGUAUGAAAGAGAUGAGAAGUUUGUGUUAAUACAAGUUAAUUGAUUUAUGAGGUCAUAAAAUCACACUUGUGCAAAAACAAGUCGAAUCAUGUUGUAUCAUGCAGCAUCGCAACAUCAUCUGUGCCAUUGACAACUGGUGAUCAUUCCGCACACAUACCCAGUAGGUGGUCUUGGCUCACGAAGGGCGGGGAGUUCUGAAAAUUGUGUUUGUGUACUAAAUGAACGACCCCUCAGCUUAGAAUGGGAGAUGGUUUGGCCAGAUAGCAGAGGGGGAAAGACAAGUAAAUGCAGACACUUAACUGUUACCUUUUUGCUCCAAGCUGCAAGAUCUUGAUAGAAAAUAUGAAAUAUGUUUGGAAACUAUGAAAGCAUUUGGGCUUGCUGGCUACUUUAGACCCCCCUGCUUGCUUUGUACAUAAUUUUUUAAGAACUCCUUUUGGGAAAGACUGACAGAAGUCAAAACCAGACCGAGUUAGGAAUGAAUUAAUAAGUAAUAGUUUGUUCAUUGGAGCCCAAGUUACAAUACUGUUAAUGUAGAAAUAGUGUGCAAAAGAUUAUUUGUAUAAAGUUUAUUUUUUUGUAGUGACAGCUGAUCAUAUCAAAGUGUUUAUUUUUAUACAAAAUGUUUAUCAAAAAAUGAGAUUCGAAGAUAGAAUUUAAUUUCACAAGUAAAAGUUUAGUUUUGAUACAUUGUGUCAGAGAAAUACUCAAUCAUUGCCAUAUUCAAUAUUUUUAAUUGUUAUCUAAUGGGGAUGCUAGAUUGAGAUUGAAUUUAUAAAUGUAUGCAAAAUUGGUUUACUCAACUGAAUGUGAAUGUCUUUUGACAGUAUAAUGUCUUCCAUGGAUUUGAUACCGGUAUGAAUGUUUUCAAAUACUCAGGUGUUAGGAGUAUUCUGAUGGCUAUCAAGACUAUAUUGUAGUUCCAUUAUUAUUGUAUAUGUAUAUUUAUACUUAUGGUGUUGAUGGAAUUAGUCGAUUGUUCUUUUCAGAUGCAUCAAGAAACCAACCCAAUGUAAUAAUAACUCUCUCAUACAUGUAGCUCCUCGUUGACCUAUAAAUCCUAAAAAAAUCUGUAAAUCUGUAAACCUGUAAAUCUGUAAAUUUUUCUAAAAUAAAAUCUGUCAUCAA